AUGAUUUAAUAACAAAAUAAUAAUUUUAAUAAAUUAGAAGAUUUUCUAAAAUCUAACUUAAGUUAAUAAAAUAAUAUUAGUUUGUCAUUAAGGAAUUAAAAUGUUUCAAUCAAAGAAAUUGCUUUAAUUAACCUCUCUUUAUAAAAAUGCAAGGAAAUUUAAACACUAAAUAUUUCGCUUAUAAACGGCAAUAUCAAUGAUUAAUAGAUCAUUUAAUUAUUCAAUAAUUUGCACGAACUGAACAAUUUAAGUAAUUUAGGCUUAAACUUCAACUAUAAUAAUAUUAGUGAACAGGGCUUAAAUACAAUAGGAUAAUUUUUACAAAAGUCUAACAAUAUUUCAACUCUAAAGCUUUGUUUCACAGAAAACAGCAUUGCAGAAGAUAAUUUUUCUGAAUUAGUCAAAGCUCUUAAGUAGCUAACUAAUAUUUAGCACCUUGAACUUGAGUUUGGAUUAAAUGAGUUAAGUCUCUCAGGAGUUAAAUAACUUGCCGAAGGAUUAAAUAAGUGUUAAAGCUUAAAACAUUUAAAAGUUUGGCUUCACCAAAAUUCAUUAGGAAGUGAUGGAGCUGAAGUAAUAAUUUAAGCAAUAAGUGAAUGCUAAAAUCUUACAAAUUUGGAAUUAAAUUUAUUCUAAAACGAUAUUGGGGAUUAAGCAAUUUCUAGCCUAAAAACAAUUUUGAACAAAUGCACUAAACUUACAGCAGUUGACAUUGUUUUAUCUGAUAAUAAAAUAAGUCAUGUAGGAGCAUCAGCUAUAGGUGAAGGCUUACAAUACUGCUAGAACCUAUAAAGUUUAGAGCUAUACUUACAUGAGAAUAUUAUCUCAGAAAUAGACAAUGAUGAUAGCAGUGAUUAAGUGGCUAUAAAUUUAGGCUUAGGAAUUGGCUACCUCUAAAAUAUGACAAAGCUUAUAUUAUUUCUAUACAAAAAUAAAAUAGGAAACAAAGGAGCUAAAGCUUUAGGUGAAGGUUUAAGCAGAUGUUCAAAUCUAAUUGAUUCAGAUAUCAAUUUGUUCCAUAAUCAUAUUGGAGACGAGGGAGUAACUAGUAUAGGAUAAGGUCUAAGCAAAUGUAGCAAGCUUACAACUUUAAAACUUGUUUUAUCGGAAAAUAAAAUAAGUGACAUAGGUGUUACUGCUGUUGGUUAAGGCUUAAUUUAAUGUUAAAAUCUGACAAAUUUAUAUAUUUUUUUCUAAAAUUAAAAUCUAAGUGAAGGAAUAACUAAAUUAGGAUUCGAAUAUAGCUAGUGCACAAAGCUUAAUGCUCUUACACUUCAUUUUUCGGGAAAUUAAAUAGAUUGUCAAGGAAUAAUGCCAUUAAAAGAAUGGUUUAGAAAUUGUUAAGAUCUCAAAAAAAUAAAUAUAUAUUUAUACGAAAAUUAAAUUAAAGACGAUGGAGCUAUUAUCAUUGGGACAGGAUUGAGCUUUUGUCAUUAACUUACAGAUUUAGAAGUUAUUUUGUGGGAUAAUUAGAUUCAAGAUUUAGGUGUUAAAGCUCUACGCGAAGGAUUAGAAAAAUGUAUAAAUCUCUAAGUUUUAAAGCUAAACUUAAUCUAUAAUGAUUUUAGUAAUGAAGAAGGAUAAAAAAUAGGAGUUACUUUAAGUAAACUGCCAUUUUUAUUUACUUUGAAAAUCGUCUUUUUUCAAGAUGAAAUGUUUUUCAAAUCACUAGAAUUUCUUAAUUGCAAAAAUAUUAAAAUGCUGGUUAUGAAUGCAAGCUUUUGUGCGACUUACAGAUAAAGGGUAAAUCACAAACGACAAUCCUUAAAAAUAAGGAGGCUUGUUAACUUGAACAAUAUCUUAAGUUGA
Molecule: messenger RNA, 1809 nt
Organism: Tetrahymena thermophila SB210
Lineage: Eukaryota; Ciliophora; Oligohymenophorea; Hymenostomatida; Tetrahymenidae
Product: kinase domain protein, putative
Exons: 21
Biological process (GO): nucleocytoplasmic transport; activation of GTPase activity
Cellular component (GO): nucleus; cytosol; perinuclear region of cytoplasm
Molecular function (GO): GTPase activator activity; small GTPase binding
Source: RefSeq, a predicted model, not a curated record